Molecule: messenger RNA, 6732 nt
Organism: Topomyia yanbarensis
Lineage: Eukaryota; Metazoa; Arthropoda; Insecta; Diptera; Culicidae
Product: probable WRKY transcription factor protein 1
Exons: 10
Coding region: 167-6223 (2018 amino acids)
Source: RefSeq, a predicted model, not a curated record
CAUGACAGCUGGAACAGCAGUGAUUUUGUGACUAGUGAAAAAUCUUGAAAAAUUGUGUUAAAAUCGUUCCAAUUCUAGUAAAUUGUUGUUCCUGAGAUAGAAUAGGUACUUCCACAUCUGUAGAAAGUGAAGUACCGGCAUAUGGCCAAUCAAUUACAGGCGGAAGAUGGCCCCUGGAGCAAGUAAUAAUAACAAUGAUAAUAAUCAUAAUCGUCAAACGGGAACGAAACCGAAAACCAAAUCCUCGAAAAAGAAUUCCGUUCCCCGAGAGGUAGUUGCCCCGACUAGGCGAGAUCUCCAGCAGCAGCUAAAUGUUCUCGUCGAUUGGGCGACGGUAUCCGGCGUUGCCGCAGCCGCGGUUAAUAAUCAGCAACAUCAGCAGCAGCAGCAGCAAUCUGGGACAGGUGCUGGAGGGCCAAGUAACCAGCAGAACUUUCUACUCAAGCCGAGAAAUAAUCGCACUCCGGGCGAAGGAACGUGUUACGAAAUUGAUAACCUCGCUUUACAGGAUAACAGCCGGUACAUCCCAGUGCGUCCAAUUGUUCGCCGGAACCUACUGAGUGAGAGUGCCGGUACCGAACCUGGUGAACAGCACAAUACCGCAGUUGGUGUGGUCAUUCCAACCACUCCGAACUCAGCCUUGCAAACUUUUCGGUUGAACGACGCCGGUAGCGGUUCGAGUGCGGGCAUUAAUAACCUCAUCAACAACACCGGUAGCCAGAAGCAUAUUCUCAAUCCGUUCCAGCAGCAGCAACUGCAACAACAACAACAGCAACAUCAUCAGCUGUCGAAUCUCCGAGCUUCGCCGUUGAGUUCACGCGUACCGGACGGUGCAUCGCAAAAUCAGCUCAAUCUGAGUAAGAAUUCCAACCAGCAGCAGCAACAGCAGUUUUACGGUGGUGGCGCUAUUGGCGGAGGAAACGUUUCCAAGACCAACUUUGAGGAUAAGCUGAAUCAGAUACAGGAAUACAUAAAACUGACCACUAAUUUGAUCUCAUCGGUGCAGACUGACAAUAGGAAGGAAUCGCAGGAGGGAAGGAAGCAAAACAACGCUUCCACGAUGGGUGAUGAGCGUUGCUAUUUCAUGCCGAUCAAUUCCGCUAGUUUAGAGAGUGUGAGCCACAGCGAUUCUGAGCAGCUCAACGGACCCCGACCCCAGUCAGUGCAAAGCAUCAGCACCAACAACUCGACGACACCGGUACAAACUCCAUCGUACGACGAAUUACGCUUCCGCAUGGAAGGUCAGAACAAGAACAUGCAAGCCCUAAAAGAACAGCAAGCACACCUACUUCGACUGCAACAAGCCGCACGUCAGCAAUUGCAGGAGAUGGAGGCAAUACGGCAGCACACGGCUGCCGCGUCGGUUCCGUUGGAGAACUUCGAAUCAGUGGAACAGGUUCAGGAUGGCAUCAGUGGCGUGAUGGAGCGGAUGCGUGUUCUUGCCACGUUUAUUCAAAAUCAACAGGAACUGGGUAAUCUACUUGGUGGGGAUAACGAGGACGUUCUGAGUGAGCAAGUUAUGUUGCAGCAGAAGUUUCAGGAGUUACGUGAUAAAAAAUCACAGAUGCAUAACCUGGUAUCGGAACUGCAGAAUUUGAACGUUGAAGCAAGUAGACAUUUUGAGGGAACGAAUAUGGUACCGGUGGAGCGAAAUGUUCCAAUCGAGCUGACCAAUGUCCCAGCGUCAGCGGCUGAUAUGAGAAAGGCAACCAAGACUUUCAAUCAAAACAACGUAGAACUUUCCGUCAUGAAUGGAUCGCGAGGAGGUUCCAUUACACCCAAAGUAGAAAAUGUGGCUGCUGAAAGUGAGGAAGGACUUCACGAGGAGGAUGAUGAAGAAGAAGAGGAGGAGGUGGAAGCUGCAGCCGGAACAGCGGAUAUGUUGAACGAUAAGAUCAACGAAAUAAAUGCCAUGAAAUCACAACUGAGACGCUUGAAGGAGAUGAUGGACACUGUGAAGCUGAUCGAGAUAAAAAAUGGCGAUUCGAUCAAUGAAGAGGAAGAUAUCCCCGAAGAGAAUGAUGAAAAUCCGGAAUCGGAUGAAGAAUCUCGCUCUCCAAGCGUCGCUAGCCAGAUCAGUGAUCAGGGACCAGUCGGAGGAGAACCGUCUGACAAAAGACGAGAGCAGUUGAAUCAAAGAGUGGAAGCCUUACAUGCCAUGACCCGAGAUCUCAGAGAACAGGCUAAAUCGAUUGCUGCAGAGCGAGACGCCUUGAAAAUCGCUCGCACAGAAGUUCAAAAACGCCGUAACAACGUGGCAGAAUUGCAACAUAGCGCCGAUACUCAAACCGCGGAGAAGUUGACUAAUCAUGUUGCAUCGCUAGUGUCUUCCAUGCCGCCCGGGCCUAAAGAGCGAGAGCAAAUGGCGCUGAAAGCAGAACUCGAGCAGAAGAGAAUUGAACUGGAAAGGAUCGAAAAAAUGACUCAUAGUAUAAAGAAAAAUACGGAGCUAUCACGCCGGAACACAGAAGUAGCUCCUCCGAAAGUUUCGUCUGUUUCAUCAUCCGAUUCGCUUCGCUCUCCGAAUCGUCCGCCGGUGAUUCCUCCUCCACCAGCUCCGUCUGCCGUCAACAAUACUAAUGCUAGCAAUGCAACUCAUCACUCGAAAAACUCGGUAGAUUCCGGAGUGACAGACAUUUUUGCCAACGCCCAGCUAGAAUCCGGCAGCUAUCAAUCCAGUAGCACACGCAGUCUAAACAUGGUCCCACCGAUGCCGGACAUCUGCAAUCGGGCUGAUCGGUACCACCGCAAAUCGGAGGACGUUGGAACGUCGACCGCUCGAACGGAUCGUACCUCACCCUGGCCAUCACAUUUGUUCAGUGGUGUUGGACCAUCUAGCUCAAACACUGGACCUCAGAGUCCACACUUUCACCCGUUUGUUGGUUCGGAAAUUCACGUGAGCUCGGCUUACCCGGGAUAUAAUACGUAUCCGGCGUAUUCGAAUCUGCUGCCACCGCACACACCCAACUCUGCGCCUCCACCACCGGACCCGCUAAUGUUCCAACACUUCAUGCAGACACAGCAGAUGCUAAUGAAUUCGAUUACUCAGUGCAACCAGCUGCUGUGGAUCCAGCAGCGAGAAAUCAACAAUCUCAACAAUGCGGUACUACUGCUUCAAGAGCGCAUUCUCAACAAUAGUAACAACAGUAUACUAUUAGGUGACGUGCACGUCCCAGGUGCAGGUGCUCACAUUCGUGCCGAAUCUACUCCACCGAACAACUCCCUGAAUUCGGCGGCAACACUUUCUGGAUCUGUGUACAAUCGUGCUCGCUCGGAGCAACCUUCGAUGGUUCAUCAGCAAGCUCCUUCUUCCCCGUAUCACACGAUUGCACCGACCAUCCCCCAAACACCAUACGGCAGCAUGACCGGUUCUACCAACCAGUUUCAUUCAUUCACUGCUACAACAUCACAUCAGCCGAGUGCCCAGUUUUCGAUUAACCAACAAAUUCAGCGCAAUAACUCUAACAUCUCAAAUGCUAACGUCAGCAGCAAUAGUAGUCAUCGCAGCUAUCGCAAUCUCAGACAUGUUAACAUUAACACCGCUAACAAUGCAAUCUACGAACAGCAGCAGCUUCAACAGCAACAACAACAGCAACAGCCACUAUACGACCAUCACGUCUCGAUGCAGCAACAUUCGAACAAUUUUAUGAAUCUCAACAAUCCCCUGCAAACGGGAGCAGCCAGUGCCAAUGAGGAUUCUAAUUUACAACAGCAACCGUACAAUAACGUUUCCGUCGGCGGUGGUGGCAGCCUUGUUCCAUCCAAUAUGAUCAACAAUCUGGCUAACGGUCCAACUACGACCAUGCAGACGGGAUCGAUGCCACCAGCGCAACCGGUCUGCUUGAACAAUCUCAAUAAUAGCAAUAACAGUAACGCAGCUCAGCAAACGCAAGCGCUCAACAAUCAGGUUCUUCCGGGAGUACGUGCCAACAACUACUGGGACAAUUUCAGAAGCUACUCAAGACAAAAUCUCCUGUCGAGCAACAGCUGCAAGAGCAAUGAAGACUCCUGUGCGCUCAGUUCCGGUAGCUGCACGAACAACAUCAACAACCAGAUUCAGCGAAACAACAGUAACUCAAACAACUACAACAAUAACACCACUGGCAACGUUUGUAGUACUACCAGCUACAGUUCCAACAGCAAGUACCCAUCGAAUUUCAAUCGCAACAAUUCAUUGAACAACAUCAAUCAACAAACUACGUCCGAUAUGGAACCGCCUACUCCACAACAGCCGAAUAUGUCUCACCAUCAGCAAUCACAGUCACAGCAACAACAACAACAACCACAACAGCAGCAACAACAUUAUCAAUCACUUGCUCCUGUUCAUCGGCCUGAUUCGGCAUCAUUCCAGCAGAUGUCACAGCCAGUGUUUCAUCACCAGCAUCAGUCACAGUCGCAGCCUCAACAGCAACCACAGCAGCAUCACACACCACUGAAUCAGUCGAAUUCGUUCGACCUGGGUGAACUGCAGUUUCACACCAAUCCGAUCAAUCUGGGUCUGGUUAGCAAGAGCCAUCCCAAGGGAAGCGGUCAUAAGAAAUAUCCACUCUCACUGCGAUCAUGUCGUGAUGGAAGCUUAGGAGGUGCUGAAACAAGUUCCAACUUUUACGGCGUCGGUGCCCACGCGGAAAUGGUUGCUGAUUUGAACCUGGCUUCCGCUAGUAAUUAUCAACAUGAUUCAAAAUCAUCCUCCAAACUGUUCGAGGCGCUCAAGGAAAACGUCUACCAGGAGGUGAAGAAUCUCAUCACUGCUAACGAAUCUCGGCCUCACUUUUUGAUCCAGCUGUUCCGUGAGCUGCAGCUGAUUUCAUCCGACCCGCUGCGCCAGCGGACACUGCAAUCAAUCCAGGAACUAUACAAUCGCUACAUCGAAUCCACACUGCAGCAGGAACAGCAAGAAGGUCACGUCAAUAACGUCGGUAGUAACAAUCUGUUGGCAUCGAGCGCAACCGGAGGCAGUGUUGGCAGUGGUGGACCGGUUGAUAGCGCUGUGGGACAACAGCCGUCCACUGGAGCGGAAAACGUCGAAGUAAUCGAAGUAGAAGUCUCACAAAAUUUUACCAAUUCACGACAUCAGCAGCAACAACAACAACAACCACAUAAGCAAUCGGGAUUCCAAUUCGUUCCAAACGCCGAAAGUACUCCAAUUACAAACGUUGCCGGAAUUGGAUCCAGUUCGAAGGCAAAUGAAAUGGCACCACUUUCCGGCAGUGAACUGCAAUCGAACGAAAUUGAAAUAUCCAGCUCUGAAAUAAUUAGCAUCAUUAUGAGCGACAUUGUGGCCGUUAUCAAUUCGGUUGAUUACAUUAACGAUUCGGUUCUUUGUAAAAUUGCUGGAGUUAUUUGUAACCACGCGACUGGACCUGCGAAUGGUUUGUUCCAGCAGCCACAACCGCAGCAACAGCAGGAAGAGCUGCUAGUCAAUCCAAUGAUUGGACCCUCGAUGGCUGCGUUUCUAGCACAAAACGAUGCCGAUGUUAUCAGCCGAGAAGAUUUCCUACGUCAUCUGGAGAGUUGGAAUCGAACGGAUAAAGAUGAGUUUAUUUCGAAUCUAGAAAAUCUGCUCAAUAACAUUCUGCUGAGAUCAUCAGCCGUUGAAGGUGAUGGUGGGGCCGUUUCAUCCUCGAACAUGAAUGGUGACGAAGAGGGUCAGAUGAGAGCUCAAAUGCAACAUCAGCAGCAGCAACAGCAGCAUCAUCACGAUUCUUUGUCCAGCAACGGAAAUGGUAAUAACACAACCGGAGAUCUCAGCACCGAUAACAACGAAACGUUUUCUUAUGCCGGAAACGAGGAUCCUUUUUCACCACACAAUUCAACCGUUGUUGGGGCUAUUGGUGGCAGUAGAAGGUUGUACGGUGUGUCGGAAAGCGAUAAGAUGUCCAACGGUGUGAGUAGUUCUAAUGGUUAUGCUUCUACUACGUACGAUUUGGCGGAAGCGGAUCAAGUUUGCGACAUGGAUAAGGCUCAUUCAGCGGGCGCGGUAGGAGGAGGUGUUCCAACAGUAUCAGCCAGUGGCAGUGCUGCAGAAUCCAUUCAACACAGCAUGGAUGAGCGAUGGCGACCUAUCCCGCGGACAUUAGAUGAUGAUCUAGCUAAUAUGAUGGAAAGGAAUCGUCUCGUGGAGAUGGUGACUCAAUACGAACGAAAGCAGCAACAGCAGCGACAGCAGCAACGCCAGGGCGAGGAAGAUGAUAUAGAAGUUGAUAGGUCAUUGUUUUACUGAGAUUCACCGUGUGAACCGUGCCGUAGUUGGGGCGCUUGCCAGCACUGGAACUGUUCCCCGGCUGCUGAUGGGCGGUGCGGUUAUCGAAUGAUGAUGAUCUCGUGUGAAAAUUUAACACUUUUGAAGGCGAAAAAAGAAGCGGCAGAGGUUGCGGCCCGUCUUGAUCCGGAAAGUGACCAGCUGCCGGGUGCAGUGCAGCGAAGCCACGGAGUUGAUGUAGGUUAUUCUUCGUUUCUUCUGCAUCUCUUCUAUGUGAUAGUUUCGGUUCUCUUCAAUGGACGACGUUCCCGCUUUCGGGGACGAUGAAUGCGUUUUUGUUUCCCGAAAUCUUACUGAAUUAUGGCAACAAUUGCAGACUAUUUUUAUUCGGAGAAUACUAAUUGUGUGUUUUACUCGCAAAUACAUCCAACAACAUAAAUUAUAAACGAUUGCUUGAGAAGCUCAACACCCUGUGUUAAGGAAAUAUGUAAUCAACUACAACAGUGAUUUCAAAAUUUAAAGGAAGUCCA